GUCUUGCUUGCGUGAUUUUAUCAAUAACUUGGGGCUUCAUGACCCUGGUUUCCAGGGGGAUAUUUUCACUUGACAAAUAGGAGAAUGGGAAAUGCCUGUAUUCGUGAACGGUUGGAUAGAGCCCUCUGUUCCCAGCAGUGGAUUGAUCGGUUUCCUGAUACCUUGGUCAAACACUUCACGGAUCAAGGCUCUGAUCAUAGAGCCCUCCUCUUGUCUGAUAAACCAUAUACUCGGAAUAGCCGCCCUCUCUUCCGCUUUGAUGCCCGUUGGGCAGAAAAUCCUGAGGUGCGGGCAAUGGUUACCUAUGUUUGGAAGGAGGAGAUCCAGGGCACCCCUAUGUUCCGACUUUGGGAGCGCCUCAAGAAGCUUCGUCAUCUCCUGUAUGAUUGGAGCAGAGCAGGUACUACUAAUUCCCUGCGAAAUAUUCGUACCCUUCAGAGCGAAAUUGAGCGAGUCAAAUUGACUCAGCCUAUUGACUGGGACACGAUCCGGGAAUUGGAGAUGGAACUGAGUAGACAAUGGGAGGCGGAGGAAGUUUAUUGGCAACAGAAGUCCAGGGUUCACUGGUUAAAGAAAGGGGAUAAAAAUUCGUCCUAUUUCCAUACGGUGACUCGGACUCGGCGGAAAAGAAACUUUGUGGCUGGCCUCCGGAAUGACGAUGAUGACUGGAUAACGGAUGAAGUUGGGAAAGCGGGUAUUGCGACUUCCUUCUAUCAAAACCUUUUUACGACUGAGAAUCAGGUGGGGAAUAUGGCUGAGCGUGUGGCCUCGUUGCCAAUAGCUCGUAGUGUUACCCCCGAGAUGAAUGCCAAUCUGACGGCUGAAGUUCUCCCUUCCGAGGUUCGUAAAACGGUUUUUGCUAUGGGGUCAAAGCAAGCGCCAGGGUCAGAUGGAUUCACUGGUAAAUUUUUUAAGGCCUUUUGGGACAUUGUGGGGGAAUCGGUUAUCACGGCAGUUUGCUCCUUCUUUGCUACAAGCCGGAUGCUCCGUAGCUUUAACCAUACGUGGCUGACACUAAUCCCAAAGGUGGACAAUGUUGAAUCUAUGCGGCAGCUGCGUCCAAUAAGUUUAUGCCAGUUUGUUUAUAAAAUCAUUACGAAGAUUAUGGCGGAGCGGCUGGCGUGCCUGUUACCGCAGCUUAUCUCUGAGGGGCAAAAUGCUUUCAUCCGGGAACGUCAAAUUGUUGACAAUAUACUGCUGGGACAUGAGUUAAUGCACUAUCUUAAAAUCAAAACUCGAGGUAAGAAAGGAUUCAUGGCUCUAAAGGUUGACAUGGAAAAGGCCUAUGAUAGAGUCGAGUGGCCCUUUCUCCUUGCGGUCUUGGAAAAGAUGGGUUUUAAUUCUACCUGGCAGGGAUGGAUUCACGAAUGUCUUCGAUCGUCAUCUUUUUCGGUCCUUAUGAAUGGGACUCCUUCUGGGUAUUUUACUCCUUCCCGGGGAUUAAGGCAAGGGGAUCCGCUAUCCCCUCUUCUGUUCGUUCUUUGCACUGAGGGCUUUGCGGCGCUCCUCCGCAAGGCUAUCGUGGAAAAAAGACUGGAAGGGGUAAAGGUGGCCCCUCGGGCGCCGCGGAUCUCGCACUUGUUCUUUGCUGAUGACUCGUAUUUAUUCCUGCGAGGGAAUCUCAGGGAGUGUGAAAAUCUGAUUGAGGUCCUCAAUGAGUAUGAGGAGUUGAGUGGCCAACGCGUGAAUUUGACCAAAUCAGCUGUCUGUUUCAGUAAAAAUAUCAUUCGUGAGGAUCAAGAUUUUUUGGCCGCGAUUCUGGGAGUGGGUGCGGUGGGGGUCCAUGAUAAAUACCUGGGGUUACCCUCGCUUAUUGCUAGGUCCAAGAUGACCACUUUCCGGUAUUUAGAAGAAAAGCUGUUGGAACACCUCCAGGGGUGGAAGAGGAGGACUUUGUCGUGGGCUGCAAAAGAGACCUUAAUUAAAUCAGUUGCGCUGGCUUUGCCAUUGCAUGUGAUGUCCUGUUUUAAGCUUCCUCUAUCUUUAUGCCGCCUCCUGGAUAGGCAUAUGGCCCGGUUUUGGUGGGGGGAUGCUGAGGAUCAUUUUCGGAUCCGGUGGGUGUCCUGGCGUAAUCUAUGCCGUAGCAAGCACGAUGGGGGGUUGGGUUUCCGUCGGUUCGAGCAGUUCAAUCAGGCUUUGCUGGCUAAGAUUGGCUGGCGUAUUCUAAUGGAACCUCAAUCGUUGUUGGCUCAGGUGUACAAAGGCAAGUACUUCCCCAAUGGGUCGUUUCUUGAUGCAUCAGCUAGAUCUCGCCCUUCAUGGGGAUGGCAAAGUAUCCUCUUUGGUAGGGAGUUGCUGGCCCAGGGGUUACGGUGGCAGAUUGGUAACGGGCAGACUGCGGCUUUACUGGACUCUAAUUGGAUCCCUAAGUUGCAGAUGAAGCCCCCCUGUUAUAAUCCUUGUAUUUUGCCUGAAGGGGGGAAGCUACCGGUUGCUGCGGUGAUGCGUCCAGGGGAGGGGUGUUGGGAUGACCUCAAGCUAUGUCAAUGGUUUGAUCCACCCACCUGUCAGGCAAUUAAAACUAUCCCCCUUCCGCGGAAAAAUGUUCUGGAUAAGUUAAUCUGGCAUGGUACGGCGGAUGGGGUUUUCACUGUGAAAUCUGCCUACCAUUUAGCCGUUGACAUUGAUAAGAGGAAGGGUGGUUGGAGGUUGACGGUUUGUUGGAUGGGAAAGGAGGAUUGGGUUCGGGUGUGGAAUGCAAAUAUCCCCCCGAAACUAAAAGUUUUUCUCUGGCAGAUCUUCAACCGGGUUUUGCCCACCACGGAGGCCCUCAUUGAAAAGCAUGUCCUGGUACAUCCCCGAUGCCCUGUUUGCUGGGCGAGUACUGAGUCAAUGGAGCACUUGUUCUUGGAUUGUCCGGUGGCUCGCGCCCUAUGGGAUUACUCUGGUCUUGGGUAUCUGGGAGAGGGUCUUCCGCGGCAUACAUUCCCUAUGUUCCUGAAGCGACUUUUGGCUCUCAUUCAUCAGCCUUCUCUGUUUAUGGCGGCGGUGGCUCUCCUUUGGCGAAUCUGGCGGUCUCGAAAUUGGGUUGUUUUUGAAGGAAAGCAAUUUGGGUUUCCGGCCUUGAUGCGCCAGUUUCACCAGCAGUAUGAGGAGUGGGUCCGGCUACCCUUGGAUAAGGGUCCCUCGGUUUUUAACCAGAUAAGGGUGCCGGCUGGGGGUCCUCAUCUUCAUCCUGCUGGGGAGGACAGUAUCGUUUGUAUGUGGGAUGGCACGGUGAGGCGGGGGUCGCAUUCGGCAGGGGGGAUGGUCCUUUUAACUCCAACAAGAGAGGUUUUGAUGGCUAAGGGGGUUCAGGUUCCUUGCGUAGAUGACCCUAGGGUGGCUGAAUUACUUGUACUCCGGGAGGCGGUGUGGUGGUGUUUGGAGUCUGGUCUGUUGGGAGUAAGGUUUGAGGGGGAUGCGAAGGUGCUUAUUGAUAAAAUCAAUCAGAAGGAUGCUAGGGAUGACCGAGUCGGAGCUGUGUUGGAGGAACUCGUGCAGAUUUUUAGCAGCUCUCCUGGGUUUCGUGUUCGAUUUGUAGGUCGGCGUAAUAAUAGGGUAGCCCAUCUGGUGGCUCGUAAAGCCCUUUCUUUGUACCCGACUGGGAGUCGUUUCUUUGAUUUUCAGGCCUGGCUGAACUCCAGGGUGUAACUAUCUAUUUCUUUUGAUCAAUAUAUGAUUAUCUUUUGUCAAAAAAAAAAAAAAAAAAACUAAACGCGCGGCCCCUCUUUUGUUUUUUGGUGACCGGUGCCGUUUCCAAUGCCGCAUUACCGCUGAGCUCCCUUGCGGUACCGUUUUAAUUCUCCAUGCGAUACCGAUUUUCCCCUUCCGACAAGGAAUAAAGGUAAUAAUUAAUUAUAAAACUCCCUUCUCCAACCCAACUACACGCGCGGCCCCUUUUAUUUUCAUUAAGCGGUGUCGUUUCCCAUGUCGUGGUACCUCCUUGCGGUACCGUUUUAACUCUCCGCGACACCGACACCGUUACCGUUUUUUACCCACGGUAUCGGAUUAAAUCCCGAGACUAAUUAAUGCGGCAUUUAAUU
Molecule: messenger RNA, 4025 nt
Organism: Linum trigynum
Lineage: Eukaryota; Viridiplantae; Streptophyta; Magnoliopsida; Malpighiales; Linaceae
Source: the annotation of a GenBank genome assembly